Molecule: messenger RNA, 795 nt
Organism: Daldinia vernicosa
Lineage: Eukaryota; Fungi; Ascomycota; Sordariomycetes; Xylariales; Hypoxylaceae
Exons: 1
Coding region: 150-674 (174 amino acids)
Source: RefSeq, a predicted model, not a curated record
GAAGGCGACGACCUUCCUCUCGGCUACGUAGCGGGCGAGCUGGUCCUUGCCGGCAUCGUUGAGAGAGCUUAGCUGGAUGCCGCGGAUUUCGGAUCCGAUGGUGGGUGUCAGGUCGACGAUCUUAGCGCUCUCUGGGAGAAGGUCGGGGUAUGUGGUGUCGGCGUCUUUGCCGUGCUCGUAGUGCUCAAAGGGCUUUAGGGGCUCGUACUUUUGCUCGGGGUUCCAUGUUGGCAAGUAGUUGGGGUACUAUAGAAGAAGAAUCAGCAUCGACUUGGGUUAGAGGCUUAAAAUACCUAGCUCUGGUUUACCUUCGCGGCCUUGAGUCCCUUCUUACCCUCCUCGGCCUCCUUAUCGUACUUGAAGGGAGCGAUCUCCUUAUACGCACCGAAGAAUCGAGUCGUCUUCAGAUGCUGCGGCAGAGCCGGAGUCUCGGUAACGGUGGAAGUAGCAGAGGGAGCCAUAGUUGCGAAUUGGAUUAUGUAUCUAACUUUAGAUUUCUCUAUCUACAUAUAACUGCUAAGAAACCAGAGCAGAUCGAUCAGCUCUUAGGUACAGCUACCUUAAGUAAAUAUACUCGACCGCACCGGGCUGGAACUGAUGUGCUCGCAAGGACUGUAUCACGCAACCUAUCUACCGUUCCAAUAGGAAGUCUUAUAUCCUCAUGUAUCCCAUAGCGUCUCCAUCCCACGGUUGCCCACACCCUCCCUCAUCUCGACUUAUCAGAUUCCGAUCGGAGCUUUAGACGGUUCUGUCUGGCUGGGGGAGUUCGACCCCGCGCUCGCGGGACGCGCAUGA